AUGAUAAAAGGGUCGCGAAAUGCGACCAUCGUCCCCCAUGGCAAGCAUCUGCAUAUUGAGCCCACGGCCAUCACGUUUGAUGACAUAGAGGCGAACAUGAAGUACAUCCAAACUCUGGUGGUGAGAAAUCUCAGCACGUAUGCCAAGCGCAUCCGCUGUGAAGUUCCCAAGUCAGCCGAGUUCAGAGUCGUCACCGAGAACGAGAUCGGCAUCGCGCCUGGUCUCUCGGUGUCCAUAGACGUGGAGUUCCUGACAAGGAAGCCUUAUGACUACGUUGACAAACUCGUCAUCACUGCCGAGGACUUUCGCUACGAGGUGGAGCUAUGUGCCAAAGCUCCGUGUGCCGCGAUCACUUUUGACACGGUGGUCGAUUUCGGCGCGAUAGUCACAAGAAGAAUUCAUCAGCGAGAAGUUAUCCUGCGCAACGAAGGCUCGAGAGCAGCGACGUUUGACUUCAUCUCGCCUUCCAGAGCUUUGAAGCCCAACCCGCCGUCUGGGAAGAUCGGCCCUGCGGGCAGCUCGGAAGACGUGAAGCGGGUAAAGCUCGAGCUGACUCAAGA
Molecule: messenger RNA, 560 nt
Organism: Symbiodinium necroappetens
Lineage: Eukaryota; Dinophyceae; Suessiales; Symbiodiniaceae
Source: the annotation of a GenBank genome assembly